Dentiscutata heterogama is the source of this 725-nucleotide messenger RNA. The record is from the annotation of a GenBank genome assembly. Lineage: Eukaryota; Fungi; Glomeromycota; Glomeromycetes; Diversisporales; Gigasporaceae.
AAUUAAUACCAUUUAUUACAAAGUAUCUUCUGAUUCAAGAUCUUAAAAAUUGUUAUAGUCUAGAUGAUAUAUGGAAAACCGAAGCUAUUAGAGAAAUUCGCAAAAGAUUAAUAGUAGACUGCUCAUCCAUUGAUAGUAAAACAACUGUUAAAGCACUUAUUGAUCCCAAAUCCCAGUAUAAUAGUAUCAGUAAAGCACUUCCUCGAAAAAUGGAUUUAUAUAUAACAAGGAUAGAUGGAUCUAAAUAUCCAGCAGUAGAAGCUCUUGGUGUUGGUGUGACAAAUGCUGAAGUUUCUAUUUCUUUACCCAAUAUCUUUGACGUGAGCCAGCCUUUGGCCGAUUUGGGACCAUCUUCAUAUUUAGGAAAUUCAUAUGAACAUUUCUUAGUUGUUGACAAGCCCGAAUAUGAUUUGGUUUUAGGAAGCACGUGGCUAAUGAGGUUGGGAAAUAGGAUUGAUGGACGUGAUGGAGAUAUUGGGAAUCUAAUAAGGAAAAAAGGAUAUAUUACGCAAGAAAUAGUAUUGAUAUUCUAUUAUUCUGAGACGGAGUCCGAAUCUAGUGAUUCUGAAACAGAGUUUGAAUCUAGUGAUUCUGAAGUAGUGGAUGUACCUCUUUCGGUUAUAAGUGGAAUGAUACAAGAUAAUAGCAGAGCUAGUGUCAAGACAUAUAAUAUCGAUUUUAUUCCUAAUCAUUCAUCGUGGGUUAUAAACAAUUGCACCCACUAG